Messenger RNA from Drosophila willistoni, 1844 nucleotides. RefSeq names its product methionine synthase reductase. Gene Ontology annotation, cellular component: cytosol. Lineage: Eukaryota; Metazoa; Arthropoda; Insecta; Diptera; Drosophilidae. The record is from RefSeq and is a predicted model, not a curated record. Gene Ontology annotation, molecular function: [methionine synthase] reductase (NADPH) activity; flavin adenine dinucleotide binding; FMN binding. Bases 65 to 1453 code for a protein of 462 amino acids. Gene Ontology annotation, biological process: homocysteine metabolic process. The transcript has 2 exons.
GAUACUUGAAACGGUUUAAAGCAUUCUUAUUUCAUUUGUUUUAAAUUUUUAAAUUGCUGUAAUUAUGGUAGCCAGCACAUCGCCUUUAAAUGUGGACAUUGGAGACUAUAUUUUAAACGAUUGCGUGCCAGCCAAGCGGUUGGAACUCAAUCUGGAGAUCUGCUAUGACAGCACAGAAAAGCAGAUAACGACAUGUGCUCAGCCGGCUCAGAUGCGAUUUGCUAAUGUUAAGUAUCCCUUUGCCCGUAUUGGCGCUGCACCCACAUCCGUUGCCAUAACAAAUAGCCAAGUCGUCGUGAAAGCUGAUCCACAGACAGAUACAAAGCAUGUAGUAGAACUUACACUUCAACUGGACCCGGAUGCAGCAUUCUCUUAUGAACCGGGCGACACUAUUGCCAUUUUACCACAUAAUGAGAAUAAAGUAGUGGAUGCGCUUUUGCAACGUUUACAUCUUAGUGGUCAAGCGGAUGACGUUUGUCAUAUAAAGCUUGCUUCGAAAUUAGUUAAAAAAUCUGCCAAAUUGCCAGAGCACAUUCCGAAUUCGUCAAGUGUACGUGAGAUUUUCACCCACUGUCUGUCCCUUAAUGGGAUACUUAAAAAGCAAUUUCUUAGCUCUUUGGCCGAGUAUACCACUGAUGAAAGGGAACGUGGUUUUUUGAAUAGUCUUUCGUCAAAGCAAGGGACGUCCUUUUAUAAUGAACUCAUAUUAGAGCGUGGCUUAGGUUUUCUUGAUUUAAUGCAAAUUUGUGGUAUUUGCCAACCAAGUUUGGCGCUGCUUGUAGAACAUUUACCACGCCUCUUGCCACGUCCUUACUCCAUAGCCAAUAGUCCCAGCUGUGAAGGUGGCUUGAAAAUCAUUUAUUCCAUAUUACCUGUUAAUCCAGGCGUCGCAACUAGUAUGCUUGAAAGCAAAUCCCAGCAGAGAGAAUCUAAAAUUUUUAUUUACCCACGCCUUAGCAAUGCUUUUCGUUAUACCACUGAGGAUCUUAAUAAAAAUCAAAUACUUAUUGCCAUAGGAACAGGAUUGGCACCCUUCCUUGGCUUUCUGGAGCACAAGGAAUUUCAUAAUCGGCAGGCAAAUGUGGGGAAGACUUGGUUAUAUGUUGGGGCAAGGACAGCACAGGCCGUACUUAAGAGAGAUCAACUUCUGGCUUGGCAAGAAUCCUCAUCCCCUUUAGUGCUGCAACGCUUACGCAUGUGCUAUUCCCGUGGAGAUUCACCCACAUAUGUGCAGCAAUUGUUGGAAGAAGAUGCCGAAGAGCUCGUGGAGCUUAUACUCGAACCGGAAACAGUUCUGUACGUAUGUGCUGAUGGAGCCAAAAUAUCCCAAUCCAUUGGCCAAGCAUUGAGCAAAUGUCUACAAAAAGUUCUUCACUUGGAUGAGACACAGAGCGCAGAACGACUUAAAGAGCUACGCCAGCAGGGCAAAUAUCGUGAAGAUAUCUGGCUAUAGACUUCAAUCAGAGUGUUUGUCUAUAUGUUCCAUUUAAAUAUCAUGAAUUUGUAUGCCUUUGGUCGAAUAAGUAAAUAACGAUAUAUUUAACAACACAAAAUAAAAAUUACAGUGCAGGGGGGUGUGGCAUGAGGGGCUAAAAGUAACUAAUUUAAGGGUUUUACAUACACAACUGUGAAACAGUUGAUCGAUCGAUCAUGUGUUACUUAUAUAAGGCUACAACUAAAAUAUAAUGCCGUAAACAUAUUGUUUCAUUUCAUGUAUAAAGUACAUAUAAUGUUUUGUUUUGUUUUGUAUGUGAUAUAAUUUGCGAAAUAAAAAUUAACUAAUAAUUAUUAUAGGCAACUUAAUACGUGUAAUAAAUGUAGAAAAACACACAGAAGCAAAAAUA